GGGACACUCUUCUGAAAGUGGAUUUUAAAGAAAAAGCAACUGAUUGAGCAAAACGAAGUUACGAACUGUAAUAUAAAGUAGGGAAUCAUAACCUUCAAUGCAGCUAAUACGGAGUUCCGGGCACUGAUCCAGCUAUCCGUCAGAAACAGACAACAGGAAUGUUGGAGAGAGAGACAAGUUUCAUUAAAGAAGAAUUAAAUAGGCAAUGAUCAUAAAAAGUUAGCUACCACAAAAAGGUGUGUUGCUGAGAAACCUGCAAAAAAUACUUGAUGAAAAGUUCCAGUAUUGUGUUGAACGAUGACCAACUGUUCUAUUGACCACAGUAUCCACCAAAUCCUGUUUCCCACGGUCUACAUUGCUGUCUUCAUCAUCGGACUCCCAACUAAUCUCCUGUCACUGUAUCACAGCUACCUGCAGAUCAGACAGAGGAAUGAGCUGGGAGUUUAUCUCUGUAAUCUGACCAUCUCAGACCUGUUGUACCUCAUUUCCUUGCCCUUCUGGGUUCAGUAUAUGCUGCAGCACGAUGACUGGGUCCACUCCCGGGCACUCUGCAUACUCAGUGGUCUGCUCCUCUACCAGAAUAUCUACAUCAGCAUUGGCUUCCUCUGCUUCAUCUCCAUUAACCGCUUCCUCGCUGUGGCCUACCCUCUGAGAUUUAAAUUUUUACACACCAGGAAGGCUGCAGUGUUCAUCAGUGUUCUCAUCUGGAUCAAGGAGAUUCCUGCUUGUGGCUUUUACAUAAACUCCCAGGUUCUUAGUAAAGACAAUGAGAAUGACACCUUGUGUUUUGAACAUUAUCCUAUGCAGUCGGAGGACAGAUAUUUAAAUAUUUACAAGCUCUCUAUUGGGUUCUUCCUCCCUUUGAUUUUAUUCAUUUACGCUUAUUAUAAAGUGCUGGCAGUUGUCCGUAAGGUCCGUGGGCUUCAAGGAGAAAGGAAAUUAAGAAUAAAAAAAUUGGUGUCUGCGUCCAUCAUUAUUUUCCUGGUUUGCUUUGCUCCUUAUCAUGUUCUCCUGAUGAUUCGAACAAUAUUCGAGUAUGAAUGUAAAUUUGCUGACAACGUUUUUGAGCUUUACCAUUUUGGGCUUCUGUUGACGAGCUUAAACUGUGUGGCUGAUCCCAUCUUGUACUGCUUUAUAUCUCCGAGUUCACACGGCUGGUUAACCAGGUUCCUGGAUCCCGUUACAGGUCUCCUUCCUUGCCGUAAGACAGAAGUAACUGACGUCCCAAAGACACAGAUCAAAUCGACAGUUAUGAAUAAAACUGAAUUAACAAGUUAAGGACACCAGGAUGUGGAGGGCAAUGGUUCUAUUUAAUCGGGGAUGGAAUUAGGGAGUCAUAAGGACACCUUGCAUAACCUUCAUUUAUAUUUCCUCUAGCAUAACUGAUUACUGGGUGAUCUGACUGAAGUGUUUAAAACAUUUUAAAAAUUUGGUAGGCUAUAUAGAGAGAAGCUACUUCCACUGCUGAGAUCAAAAAUGAGGGGAUAUGUCUACAUUUGCGCGAGGCCAUUUCUACACACAGUCUAUUAGAAAUCAGAAAUUCUCAUGCCUGAUCAGUAGAUGCUGAAAGUCAACUGGAGUUUUGUGACUGCUGAUAGAUUUUUGUUAGGUAAAUUUAUCAAGGGAUAUGGAGCUAAGGUAGGUGAUACAAUUGAACGGCGGGGCAAGCUCGAAGUGUGAAUGGCGUAUUCUUGUUCUUAUGUUUUCUAACAGAAUGGAUUGGUACAUGAGGAGUGUUGGCUACCUUCUUUGCAAACUCUUGUUUUUCUCUUUAAAAAAAAUCACUUUGCCUCCACUUUUUUUCCUCCUUUCAGAAAGAAAGAAUUUAGAUUUAUGUCACACUUUUAAAACUUCAAGUUUUCACAAUUCUAUAGCCAAAGAUGUACUCCUUGUGUUAUAAUGCAAGGAAGCGUGGCAGACAGCGCCACAAAUAACAAUGAGUUAACAAUCAAGUAAUUUGUUCCUUUUUAGUGAUGGUUGAUUAACGAUAAAACACCAGAUUGUGAGCCAAAGUUUAGUAAGCCUUCAUCACUGAGAAAUCAGAUUUUUCUCUGAAAACCUCUAGUCCUGUCACCAUAUCUGAUGUUAUCAUAUUGCUUUAAAGGGAAGAUUAUUUUGAUCUAAAUAAUUCCCUGGACUUUAAGCUCUCCCCUUCUAUGUGGAAUAUAAAUUUAAAUUGUGACUAAAUGAAUUAGCAACCAAAGCUUCAAAAAGAAUACUCACCUUAUAUGCUUUAGAAUAUCUCGAACAAACAUAAGAAAUAAGAACAGGAGUUAUAGACUAUUUGCCCUCUCGAGCCUGCUCUGCCAUUCAGUAAGAUCAUGGCUUAUCGGAUAUUGGCCUCAGUACUUUCCUGCCUGCCCCCCUUAAUGGUUGACUCCCUUGUAGAUCAAAAAUCUAUCAGACAAAGCAGCCUCGAAUAUAGUCAGUAACCCAGCCUCCACUGCUCACCGAGAGAAGAAAUUCCUCAUCUCCAUCUCAGUUGGGACACCCUUUAUUCUGAAAUUGUGCCCGCUAGAUCUAGAUUCCAACCACACAGCAUCUACCCUGUAGAUCACCUUUCAUUCUUCUAGCUCCAAUUUGUAUAGGCUCUACCUUUCCUCAUAAGACAACUGCUUCAACUCAGGAAUCAACCAAGUGAGCCUUCUCUGGAUUGUCUCCAAUGCAAGUACAUCCCACCUUAAAAACCGUACACUGUAUUCUAGGUACACUGUACAGAUGUAGCAAGUCUUCCCUACUUUUAUACAGCAUAACUGCAGUAAAAGCAAAUUUCAUUUACCUUCCAAAUUACUUGCCAUGUCUGCAUGCUAACAUUUAGUGACAAGCAAGCAAAUGCUCCUUUUCUUUACAGGUAUGGAAUAGAGCUCUGCAUUAGGGUAAUGAAUAAGAACGAGUAUUUUCAGAAAGAUUUUUAAUUGGCUUAGAGUUUUGAAAGAUUGGAAUUAGUUUAAGAGUUUUGAGUUAGAAUUAAAAUUGGAGUAGCAACUCUGGUAAAGAUUGUGAUUUAAUUACAUUUAUCAAAUUAACUUGGAUGAGGAAUUCUGGUGAAGAUUGGAGUUGAACUAGAGCUUCAGAUAAGGAUUGAAGUUGGAAUAUAGUUUUGGGGGGAUAGAUUUAGGUUGGAUUUGGGUUUCAGGGUGAGACUGGGAUUGGAUUAAAGUUUUUGGUAAAAUUUUGAAUUUAGGUUAGCAUUUCAGUUAAAGAUUACGAUUGGAUUGGAAUUUUUGGUCGACUGGGAUUGAAUUUGAGCUUCUGGUAAAAUAUUGAAAUGGGAUUAUAAUUUCUGGUGGGAAGUGAGAUUGGAUUAGAGCUUCAGGUAAGAAUUGAGGCUGGACAUAACUAUGUAACAGCCUUCAGUUUCUAAUUGCAAUACUUUUUUACAUUCUAUCUCUUUUCACUUAAAUUGGUUAUGUCCCUGAGAUUACUGUCUCUUAGAUUUUCUUUGUCCUUUUGUCUUUGUGUAUGGUUAGGGAUAAAGUAAGUCCAUAAUUCUGUCUGAAGCCUCUGUGUGGUUAAAUGCAAAAAAAAAUAUGCAUUCACUCUGAAACUUUGGCUUUUGAUCUGAAAGUAAUCAAAUUACAAAUACUGCGAACAUCAUUUCUUGUCUUUUCUUCACCUGAGGAUAAGUGCAUUGCUAGGGCAGCAUUUAUUGUGUAUCCCUACUUUAAUUAAGAGGGUGGUUAUCUGCCCUCUUCUUCAACUGCUGAAGUCCAUGUUGUGUUGAAACAUCCAUGGUGUUGUUAAGGAGGGAGUUCAAGGAAAUUGACCCAAUGAUAAAGAAAUAGCGAUAAACAUCUAAGUCAUGAUGGUCUAUUGGCACAAGUCAGGAUGCUGGCACUAACAUUCAUUGAAAUGGAAUACAAACCUCUUCCGCUGUUGCAUGUUGGACCUGUGUUGCUUUUUAUUUCUAUAUCCUUUCCUAAGAGGGCAUUGGAUAAAUACGCCAAGAUUUUGAUUUCACCUAGCUGAAUUGGAAUGACACAAGGCUGAGGCAGAACUUCAUGGAGCUUAAAACUUUGUUAUGUCAAUCCAAAAUUCAUUCAAAAGAUUUAGAAAGAAUGCAACAUAUAUUUGAAAGCUAAGUACUGUGUUCAUUUAUAAUGGUAACUUUUUUGCUUUGUCUGUAUUACCUCACAUAUUACA
This is a messenger RNA of Carcharodon carcharias (great white shark), 4143 nucleotides long. Its product is annotated as ovarian cancer G-protein coupled receptor 1-like. Gene Ontology annotation, biological process: G protein-coupled receptor signaling pathway; cellular response to pH. The transcript is spliced from 3 exons. Gene Ontology annotation, cellular component: membrane. Gene Ontology annotation, molecular function: G protein-coupled receptor activity. Bases 298 to 1278 code for a protein of 326 amino acids. NCBI's taxonomy places the organism in Eukaryota, Metazoa, Chordata, Chondrichthyes, Lamniformes, Lamnidae. The record is from RefSeq and is a predicted model, not a curated record.